Hippocampus zosterae (dwarf seahorse) is the source of this 1711-nucleotide messenger RNA. It is a transcript of the gene ghrhra, whose product is annotated as growth hormone releasing hormone receptor a. NCBI's taxonomy places the organism in Eukaryota, Metazoa, Chordata, Actinopteri, Syngnathiformes, Syngnathidae. Gene Ontology annotation, biological process: adenylate cyclase-modulating G protein-coupled receptor signaling pathway; cell surface receptor signaling pathway. Gene Ontology annotation, molecular function: vasoactive intestinal polypeptide receptor activity; G protein-coupled peptide receptor activity; peptide hormone binding. The transcript is spliced from 13 exons. The coding region runs from base 210 to 1544 and encodes 444 amino acids. The record is from RefSeq and is a predicted model, not a curated record. Gene Ontology annotation, cellular component: plasma membrane.
CACCUGAUUCUCAGAGAGAGUUAGAGAGAGGGAGAGAGAGAAGGAGGGGGAGUGCAAAAGAGAGAGAGUGAAGGGGCGAGACUCAGAAGUUUGCAUCUGGCAGUCAUCUAUUUUAGGUUGACACAGUGCAUAUUUCAUAGCGGGGCUUCUGCACACAUACACAGGAUUCAAAUCAUCUGGAAUUAAUCGCCAUCAUCACCACCACCGGGAUGAGACAUAUCAAAAGGCCCAAUCGAGAAAGAUUUUCCAAACAUCGGGAGAAAUUCCUCCUCUUCUUGUGUCUUUGUGUCCCCGCGAUGGAAGCCAUUCAUCCGGACUGCGCCAUCAUUGUUCAGCACCUGAGGGCCGGCGAGACUUGCAAGCAGGCGAGGAAGAGAGAAGUUGAGAACCAGACGACGCACAGCGGAUGCCAGACGGAGUGGGACCAGAUUGGAUGCUGGUUGAGAGCCGACGUAGGUCAGGUGAUCAACCUGUCGUGCUCUGGCAUCUUUCAGCAUUUCUCCAGAGGUCGAGGAUUCGUUUACAGAAACUGUACAGCAGACGGCUGGUCGGACAUUUAUCCGCCCUACCAGGAAGUGUGUGCUUUUAGCGACGACAGUGGACCCGAAUCAGAGACCAGUUAUCUGUCCACUUUCAGACAAGUGUACACCGUGGGCUACGCCACAUCGCUCAUCUCGCUCAUAACUGCCGUCGUGCUGUUCACCGCUUUCAGGAAGUUCCGCUGCACCAGGAACUACAUCCACGUCAACCUUUUCUCUUCGUUCAUCCUGAGGGCCAUCGCAGUCUUCGUCAAAGACACGGUGCUGUUCGCCGACGAGACGGUGGACCACUGCUCCGUGUCCACGACGGCGUGCAAGUCGGCCGUGGCGUUCUUCCAGUUCAGCAUCCUGGCCAAUUACUUUUGGUUGCUGGUGGAGGGCAUGUAUCUGCAGACCCUGCUGGCGCUCACCUUCGUCUCCCAGAGGAAGUACUUCUGGUGGUACAUCGUGAUUGGAUGGGGCCUCCCAUCGACGAUUCUCAUCGCCUGGGUGCUCAUGAGAUUUUUCUAUGAUGACAGAGGUUGCUGGGAUGACACUGACAACGUUGGCAUUUGGUGGAUCAUUAAAGGUCCAAUCACAGCGACGUUGCUGGUCAACAUCGUCAUCUUCAUCAACGUGAUCCGCAUCCUCGUCCAGAAGCUCAAAUCUUCCGCCAUAUCCAGGAACAACGACACUGGACAUUUUAUAAAGCUGGCGAAAUCCACGCUCUUCCUCAUCCCUCUGUUUGGGAUGCACUACACUGUGUUUGCCUUCCUGCCCGAGAACACAGGUGUGGCAGCCCGGCUCUACAUCGAGUUGGGCCUCGGAUCCUUCCAGGGCUUUGUGGUUGCUCUGCUUUACUGUUUCAUGAAUGGAGAGGUGCAGGCGGAGUUGCGGAGGUGGCUUUGGAAAUGUCACAACCAAAGUCAGCGUAUGCCAGCCAAGCGAAGCAUCAGUCAGUUUAGUGUUGGAGCACACGCGGGGCUACAGCGGCCCCCCUCCACCGGCAACAUCUCUACUGUAUGACCGUAAGCAAAAACUGAAUGGACAUUCAAAUCCACAUUUUGGGUUGUGAGAACAAGAAGGUGGAUUGACUUGUUCUGUGCUGCACUGAGCCUUUUGAGGGCACAUCCUGUGUGAGUCUUUGUGUUUAUACCAUGUGUCAAAAGUGUUUUAUGUUGGGCCUUAGGAAA